AUGCCUCCAAAAUCAAACGCAACGAAGAAGGAACGACUUACUUUGGCUCAAUUAUGGUCAUACGAUGAUAUAUUGACAGAUGCGCUUGUUGACCAGGUUUACUAUUGGACCAAUAUUCGCAAAAAUCGCAUCGCAUACCAUUCAUCUCGUGGAAUUAGAGAGGAAGAUGUGACCAAAAUUCUUCAAAAUUCAGUCAUCAUUGAGAAGAACACUGCAAAAGCAGAAGCAGAACUUUUAGCUCUUCCAGGUCUCAAGAAAUUUCAACAAAGUCUCAAUUCGGAAAAAGAAAAGGAGGACUUCAGGCGUCAUCUCAAAAAGUACAUCAAUAUUUAUCUACCAGAUUGUCCAUUCGAAGUUUCGAGCACGAAUCGUUAUACUGUUGUUACACAUGAAGCGGCAGUUGUUGCGCGGAGGGAAAUUAGGAAAGGUGAGGUAGUCAAAUAUCUUUCCGGAAUUCAAGUUGUUAUGACACCUGAGGAGGAAGAACAUAUUAAUCUCCUGCGCAGAGACUUUAGCAUUGUUAUGUCAAGUCGCAACAAAUCUGCAUCACUAUUUCUCGGACCAGCCCGAUUCGCAAAUCACGAUUGUGGCGCAAAUGCUCGUUUGAUGACAAGUGGAACUGCCGGAAUGGAAAUUAUUGCAGUCAGGGAUAUUGAGAUUGGGGAGGAGAUCACGGUCACCUACGGCGAGAGUUAUUUUGGCGAGGAUAAUUGCGAAUGUCUAUGUAAGACUUGUGAGGAUAACCGCGAAAAUGGAUGGGCCCAAGACGAUGAUAAUAAUGAGUCUAUUCCCAAAUUAUCAAUUGAACAGGAACCAUUACCCCCAGAGGUACCAGGAUAUAGUCUUCGGCGUAGACGACGACUCACUUCUACGGUAUCCGAAUCGCGUUCCGAAUCGAUGACACCUGAUGUCAACUUACGACCACAAGUACGGAAAAUGCCACCAAAGUCAGGUAGAUCAGCUUCGUCAGCUCAGAAUCGACGCUCUCCUGCUCUGGGAUCUCCACCUUUAGCCUCAAAUCAGCCUGUAUCCAAAGUAGACCAAGUUGAUGAAGACAACCUACUAUCACCAACAGGAUCAUCGAAGCGAAGAAGAAUACCUAGCGAGGAAGAUUGUUCACCAAGUACUCCGAAAAGAAGACGACCAUCUCAAAAGAUUGAGCGUUCUCCAUUAGGAGUUCUAAAUGGAGUGAACGGAAGCGAGUUGCCUAGCUCCCCGGAAUCAGAUAUCCUACAACAAACCCUUCUAGUCGAAUGGGAUCAACCGGUAACUCCAGGGAUGCCUUCACCAAUAAUAGAUCCUGGAAGAUCCCGGCCAUUGAGAUCAAGCACACUCAAGCGAAAGAGAGACUCUGAGGAACCAACGGUUUCGCCAUCCGACACGACAAAGCGAUUGAAGAGCCAGUUUUCUGUAAAAGUUGAAGAGUUCACACCUACAUCAUUUUAUGGAAACAAUGACCAUGCCAUCUUACCCAGUUCUGCUUCAGAAUCCAGGAGAGCAAGUUUCACAUCCUCUCCUUCAGGGGAGGGAACAGGAGAAACAGAUGCAACAUCAGUCGAUGAAGAAGAGACGAUCGUGGUGCUAAAUGAGAAACCUGUUUCCGUCGAUUCUAAACCUAGGCGACAGGGUUAUGUGAAAAGGGGAAAUCAUGGUGGUCGAAGAAGAGGACCGUUGUGGGAGAAGGAAAAGCGAGAAAGGGCAGGCCAAACAAAAGUCAUCACGCCAUCCGAAAUUCAGAAUGCGAAGAAGGCGCCAACAGAAGCUGUUCUCGUCAGUCCAAAUACCAGCAAAUCACAUCCAGCUUUACAGGACGAUGCGGAUUCGUCCGCACUUUCCGAUCUUGGAUCCGACAUGGAAAUAGACGACUCAACAAUGACGAUUUCGAAAAAACUUCCGCAGCCCAAAAUUCGACGACGCCGCAAAGGAGUAGUUGUACCAUCAACUAUUGAUAAGGAUCAUGCGCCAAAUGUACGAAUUCCUGGCGAUUAUGUGUUGACCCAUGCACUUCUCGCUGAGCCAGCAUCAGCAUGGAUCAAUUGCAAGAUCUGUGAAGAACCUUUCGUUCAAAAAGAUGCAUAUUUUACGAGAUCGUCUUGCCCGAGAUGCGAACGCCAUAGUAAGCUGUAUGGAUACAUGUGGCCAAAAACGGAUAAAGAGGGCAAACAUGAUGAGGAGGAAAGAGUUCUAGACCAUCGCACUGUUCAUCGCUUUAUCAAAUCUUCGGAAGAAAAAGACAUCAGGAGGAAGAGUGGGCGCGGAAGCACUGGGAGUAGAGAAGUUACGAAAGAAGCUAGUGUGGCUCCUGUGGCAUCUGUCAAGAGUAAUGGGGUAAAGAAAUCAUCCAAGGCAGGUGGUCUUUUGAGAGUGUAUGGGAGGAAGAACGAACGAACGAGAAGAGAUAGAUUCACUUUGUAA
Botrytis fragariae is the source of this 2415-nucleotide messenger RNA. RefSeq names its product putative histone-lysine n-methyltransferase set9 protein. Gene Ontology annotation, cellular component: nucleus. The record is from RefSeq and is a predicted model, not a curated record. Lineage: Eukaryota; Fungi; Ascomycota; Leotiomycetes; Helotiales; Sclerotiniaceae. Gene Ontology annotation, molecular function: histone H4K20 methyltransferase activity; protein binding. Bases 1 to 2415 code for a protein of 804 amino acids. The transcript is spliced from 2 exons.